Messenger RNA from Myripristis murdjan (pinecone soldierfish), 4429 nucleotides. RefSeq names its product E3 ubiquitin-protein ligase NEURL1-like. NCBI's taxonomy places the organism in Eukaryota, Metazoa, Chordata, Actinopteri, Holocentriformes, Holocentridae. The transcript has 6 exons. The coding region runs from base 184 to 1932 and encodes 582 amino acids. Gene Ontology annotation, biological process: negative regulation of Notch signaling pathway. Gene Ontology annotation, molecular function: ubiquitin protein ligase activity. Gene Ontology annotation, cellular component: plasma membrane; postsynaptic density. The record is from RefSeq and is a predicted model, not a curated record.
UGAGCCGCCUGUCUAAUUUCGAGGAGCGCUUGGACAGGCACAACCUGCCGCGGAAACCGUGCUGGGACUUCGGUGAACGGCGUCGUGUUGGUAUUAUGCUGGCACUGGCGACGCGCAGCUCCCCGUGAAUAUUUUGGAUCCACCGGCAGUCAGAGAGGAGGUGAACUCACCUUGCAUCCAGCCAUGGGAGGUCAGAUAACCAGAAAUACCUUUUACGAUUCUCUGAACGGGCCUUUUCCGACCACAUCCCACCGAUGUCACCACAAGCCCAAGCGUUUUCUACCUGUUCAGCAGUGUGGCAGCCUGUCCUCCUUCCCGCUGCUCUUCCACCCGAGCGCCAAAGGCUCUCAGAUAGUAAUGGAUAUGUCCCAGAGGACCGUCAAGAGACAGGCCAGCUUCUGCAAUGCCAUCACCUUCAGCAACAGACCUAUCGCUCUGUAUGAGCAAGUUCGGCUGAAGAUUACUAAAAAACAGUGCUGCUGGAGUGGUGCUUUGCGGCUCGGCUUCACCUCCAAAGACCCGUCCAGGAUCAAUCCAGACAACCUGCCUAAGUACGCCUGUCCUGACCUGGUGUCUCAGAGCGGCUUCUGGGCAAAAGCCCUGCCCGAGGAGCUUUCCAACGAGGGCAACAUUAUCUCCUUCUGGGUGGACAAGAAGGGCCGGGUGUUCUACCGAAUCAAUGAGUCCAGUCCCAUGCUGUUCUUCAGUGGGGUUCAUGCCUCCGAACCCCUCUGGGCUCUCAUAGACGUCUACGGCCUCACCCGAGGGGUCCAGCUACUAGACAGUGAGAUGGUUCCUCUUGACUGCUUGCGUCCUUGCUCUUUUACUGCUGCCCACCGGGCCUCCAUUCGGCAAAACGGUGACGACCCUCGGCUUUCUAUCAGCCUGUGUGACCUUAGCCUGCAGCAGCAAGAGCUGCAUCUGGAAGAGGAUGAUGAGGAAGAGGAGCAGCUACAGCCCCUGAGCUCCAACUCUUUCUCUUGCCAUGUGCCCCAAAACUCUCAAAACUCCCAGCAGUGCUCACUGCUGCCGCCCCAGCUGGACACUGAUCUGCGCUUCCACUCAGUGCACGGCAUCCACGUUACAGCCCUGGAUGAGCAGACGGUGGCACGGCUGGAUCACCACAGUGAUGAGAGGACCCUGGUGUUCACCAGCCGCCCGAUGCGCUGCUCGGAGACUGUGUUUGUGAAGGUGACAAAGGCUGGUGCCACGCGGCUUGGUUCUCUCUCCUAUGGUGUGACAUCAUGUGACCCAGGCACCCUGAAGCCUAGCGACCUGCCCUACAACCCAGAAUCCCUGGUUGACCGUAAGGAGUUCUGGGCGGUGUGCCGUGUGUCGGCGCCUCUCCAGAAUGGAGAUAUCCUGGGCUUUGUGGUGAAUGCAGAAGGCGAAGUCAUGAUGAGCCAUAAUGGCAUAAAUGCAGGGAUGCAGUUAUGUGUGGAUAACUCCAGGCCACUCUGGAUGUUUUAUGGUCUGCACGGCACCAUCACGCAACUCAGGAUCUUAGGGUCAUCUCUACACCCAGAUCUCCGCGGGCCGUCGGUCCCCAGCUCCCCCUCCUGUACGCCCAACACCCCCACACUGCUGUGCAGUGGCAGCUCAGAGCCAAACCUCAACACACCCUUGAACAUCAACCUCAACGCCAGCCAGAACACCAGCUACCAGCCAGCCUUCACUUCCUCCACAGGUACAACUCCAGGCUCUCCAUUCUCCAGCCACCCAGAGUCUCCUACCUUCCCAUCAUGCUCUGGCUCGUGGAGCGACGAGUGCACCAUUUGCUACGAGAACGUCGUGGACACGGUCCUUUACGCCUGCGGACACAUGUGUCUCUGCUACGCCUGUGGCCUCAAACUCAAGAAGAUGGCAAACGCUUGCUGCCCCAUCUGCAGGAGGACAAUCAAGGACAUCAUAAAAACCUACCGAAGUACGUAGGAUUGAAAUAGACAAUGUUUUGCAGCUGAGGUUCAGAGAUUGUUGAAAGGCCAUGUAAGACCUUGUAGAGACAAACACAGCACAUGUGACUUAAGGCUUAGCCAGACAGUCAGAAACAUUAUUACAUGGACCUAGCAGAGCAUAAAAACACCAUUUGUUUGUUUGUGUGAAAUCCGGCUCAGGUACACUAACAGCAGGACAUUAAAUGCCAUGAUAAAUAGCAUUAAUAUCUAUGUUAAUGAAAUGCAUAGCCUUGGAGAGCUCAGUAUGGCUUACUACCGGUGAGUUCUCAGAAAAGAGCCAGCAGUGAGAUUCAUCAGAGGUCAACAAAGACGAAAUGUAUGCUUCAAUUACACCCAGACUUUGGCCUCCUAUUGUCCAGCAACUGUCUGUGGUCUGUGCAUCUUUUGUAGAGGAAGUGUAAUCUGAAGAGGCAUCUGUCUUACUUACCACAGAACAAUAACCCUCCACUCCGCGGCUGAUAGCAUCGCUGCUAACAGUAGUUUCAAAGAGGUGAAGAUGUCCAGAGCUGCAGAGGAGGCAAGGAGAGGAACUAUCUGCGGCUUCAUCAGCUGCUCCUCCACCUCUUGUCAGAAAACAUCAGGCUGAAAAGUGUUGUUUUAGAGUGCGAAUCAAUCCUCCAGUGAACCUGAGCGAAAAUCACCACAAAACAGUUUUACCAGAGGCUUUCUGAAUGUUGCUGGUAUCAGAAGCCAGGCAGGGAUGAAGAGGAAAAACAAAGAGGAAGAGGUACUGUUGCUUAUUUGGACAGUCAAGGGAUGCCAUGUGGGAAAAGAAACAAAAAAAAAAAAAAAAAAAGCCUUGGAGUGCUUCUAAAAUCCAUUUUGAGAAUUUCAAAUGCAUUUAUUUUAUAGCAGUGCUCCUCUUGCAAUAAUAAUACUCAGUGAAAUGUGUGAACCCCGUAAAGCCAAAGGAAUCAUUAAAGAAGCUGUAUUUUAGGUGAUAGAUGAAGUGUGUAGAGUAUCCUCUUGCUACACGCUACGCUUCUGUGAACCUCAGGCAGAUAGGCGACACGGUGUGAAGGGCACAAUGUGUGAACACUCGUGCCAUAGAAGGUCACGCAGUGGAUGAGGAUGUAAAUCAGUGAAGAGGGAGAAGGAGAGAGCGAGAGGAGGUGGAGAGAGGAUGUUGCGUGUUUACUGAGAGAAGUGAGACAGUGGAGGAAGGGGCACCUUUGCAGUGCGUCUGCACAGCGUUUAGUGUGAAGAUAGUAUUCGCUCAGGCACACCACAUUCAUCAAAACUCUGUGUAAAGGCCCGUAAAGCGUUGGACUUGCACGAGUUGCACCUCCACAAGGCUGGUGGAUGAUGCACAAGGAGAAAAGUCAUCUAAGCAACCACUGGUGAGCCAUGUAAUAGUUUCAAAAUGGCUUAAGCAGAUGAUGAAUUCACUUUUUUCUUUUUAUAAAAUUGUUUUCUUUUGCCAUUAUAAGCUGUUGAUGGGUUUGCGUACUUCAGAUUACACAUUUUCUCCUUGAUAUGUAUGUUAAAAUAGAACAUGAACAAAUAUUUGUGUUGGAUAACGUGAUAUAGCACUUCAGUGCAGAAGUGAGAAAAAAAAAAAAAACGAACUGUAUUCACACGUGUGCAGUUGGUGUCAAAGAUGUAGCUUGUUAUUGUUAGACUGUGUGAGAUUUACAUUUGCAUAUCAGCUGCUGAGUGCUGCUUUCUGUCUUUAAAUGCUCAAGCAAACUCCUAGGACAUUUUCACUUCGCUAAUGCAUUAUGUACCGCUUUGAAUUGUAAAAAGACAAGCCAUUUUCAGGUGUUUGGUUUCACCAAAAUAUUGCUCAGUAAUUUGUAAGAUAAUAAAAAGUGGUGUUUUUUUUUUUUUUUUUUUUACUAUUACAUCCAAGGUCAUCUCGCCACUAUCAGAGGAAGAUUUGCAAUUGUGCAGGAGAGUUUGUGUUCAAGUGGCAUCUUACUGUUCUUGUGUGCCUUUAAGACAGGAAUCUGGACGUGCAUCUGUCAGUUCGGCUACAACACUGUGGAAACCAAUUCUGUAGUAGGAGGAAUAUUGAGGUUCAUCAAUCCUGAGUCACUCUCACAUAGCUGUGAUGUCUCUGAUGUAAGAAGCUAUAAUCACACAAAUCGAGUACCAAUGCAAAGCUAUUCUGUUUGACUUUUACUUUCAGUGUGUUAAAUAGGCUACAGUAUCAGUGUAUGAAGCCAUUCACUGCUGAUGACAAAAUGUCUAAAUAUCGCCUCAUCCGUUCUGUCACUAUAUUGUAUAAUACUGGAAUUUGAUGUGCUUGAUAAAUGCUCAACCUUUACAUUUCUACCUGUUUUCAUUUUCCUUUUCUUCUGUUCUUUUCUCUUCUGACCAAAUAUGACCUUGCAGAAAUGAAACCUUGUGAAGCAUUUUGAUAGAAAAAAAUAUAUAUUGAUGAUGAUGAUGAGUGUAAUUAUAACUGUAUAUUAUGAGAUUUAUUUAUUUUGUCAAUGCUACUAUAUUGAGUUAUCACUGUUUGUUUUAUA